AUGUCGUUGUCGUAUAAAUGCCUGAAAACCUUGCUGCUGAAACAUCUACAGCCGGAUAAUUUCGAAACCGCCGAACGAGCCAAAUUUUAUUCAUUCACACGUGGUGGAAGCCAACCUGUACGUGACUUUAUUCUUCAGCUUCAGACUCAAGCUUCUCGUUGCAAUUUCGGAGAUCAACUAAAAAUCCAGCUACGUGAUCCAUUAAUUGCUGGUGGUAACUGCCCGGAAUUACAGCAAAAGCUCCUGCUCAUGCACGAUUGCACAUUUCAGUCGGCUAAGGCAGUCUGUGAACAGUACCAAGACGUCCGUGCCAUUAUUUUUGAUGAACCCAACUUGCUGUUCAAUGCCAGUAAUUCCAAACAGUCACCAUCUCGACGAAAGCCGCUUUUUGAAAAGGCUCGAAAACAACAAGCAGCAUCCGUUCUCCAACUCACGAUGACCAACGGAUUCAACGAUGGAACAAGUGCAAUUUGUGUGGUUAAAGACAUUCGUGGUUAA
Echinostoma caproni is the source of this 498-nucleotide messenger RNA. NCBI's taxonomy places the organism in Eukaryota, Metazoa, Platyhelminthes, Trematoda, Plagiorchiida, Echinostomatidae. The record is from the annotation of a GenBank genome assembly.